Molecule: messenger RNA, 3295 nt
Organism: Tachyglossus aculeatus (Australian echidna)
Lineage: Eukaryota; Metazoa; Chordata; Mammalia; Monotremata; Tachyglossidae
Gene: ZNF687
Product: zinc finger protein 687
Source: RefSeq, a predicted model, not a curated record
GGCCCCGGCCCCACCAUGGGGGACAUGAAGACCCCGGACUUCGACGACCUGCUGGCCGCCUUCGACAUCCCGGACAUCGACGCCAACGAGGCCAUCCACUCGGGCCCCGAGGAGGCGGGCGAGGCCCCGGUGAAGGCGGAGCCCGGCGGCGGGGGCGAGGCCCCGGACCCCGGCCUGCCGCCCCCCGACAUCUCGGCCGUCAGCGUCAUCGUGAAGAACACGGUGUGCCCGGAGCAGCCGGCCGCCGAGCCGCCCGCGCCGGGGGCCGGGGGGGAGGGGGCCCGGCCGGGACCCCCCAGGGAGGGCGGCGGCGGUGGCGGCGGCGGCCCCCGCCUCCUGCAGAACGGCUUCGGCGGGCCCGACCCCCCGCCCGGCCCCCGCUCGCCGGCCGACGGCUGGAAGGCCCCGGAGGGCCCGGCCGCCCGGGGCCCCCUGGACCUGUUCGCUCACUUCGAGGCCAAGCCGGGCUCCCCCGCCCCGGGGCCCCCCGCGCCGGGCCCCCCGCGGCCCCCCAAGGACGAGCCCGGGACCCCCCUCGGCGACGGGGCCGCGGGGCGGGGUGACCGGGAGGAAGGGGGGGAGGAGGAGGAGGAGGUGGGGGAGAACGGGGAGGAAGAGGCCGGGGCCGCGGGCGGGGAGGGGCCCGGGGCCGCCGCCGCCGCCGCCGCGGCGGAGGCCGGGGAGGAGGCGGCGGGGCGCAGCGCGUCCAGCGGGGCCGAGGGGGCCGACGAGGACAGCAACGCCGACUCGCCCGGCUCGGCCCGGCCCCUCAAGGUGCGCAUCAAGACCGUCAAGACGUCCUGCGGGAACGUCACCCGCACCGUCACCCGCGUGGCCCCGGGCCCCGGCCCCCCGGCGGGCAAGGCGGCCGUGGUGGUGCCCGCGGUGCCCGUGGUGCCGCCCAAGGCCGACGGGGCCCCGGUGGUGCGGGUGCAGCCGGCCCGGGCCGCGGGGCCGGGCGGCGGGGGGCCGGGCGGCGGGGGCCCGCCCAUCUCGCGCUCCCAGUCGAGCCUGGUGGAGGCCUUCAACCGCGUGCUGAACGGCAAGAGCCUGCUGCCCGUCUACCGGCCCAACCUGCGGCCGCCGGCCGAGGCGGGCCUGGCCCUGCCGCCCCUGGGCUACCGCUGCCUGGAGUGCGGGGACGCCUUCUCCCUGGAGCGCAGCCUGGCCCGCCACUACGACCGCCGCAGCCUGCGCAUCGAGGUCACCUGCAGCCACUGCACGCGCCGCCUGGUCUUCUUCAACAAGUGCAGCCUGCUGCUGCACGCCCGCGAGCACAAGGACCGCGGCCUGGUGAUGCAGUGCUCCCACCUCGUCAUGCGGCCCGUGGCCCUGGACCAGAUGGUGGGCCGCCCGGACGUGGCCGGCGACGGCCCGGCCGAGCCCCCGCCGCCCGCCCCCUCCUCCUCCUCCUCCUCCUCCUCCUCCUCCUCCUCCGCCGCCGCGGCCGCUGCCGCCGCCUACACCUGCUUCCGCUGCCUGGAGUGCAAGGAGCAGUGCCGGGACAAGGCGGGCAUGGCCGCCCACUUCCAGCAGACGCCUGCCGCCGGAGCCGCCGCCUCGGCCACGGUGUGCCCCACGUGCCCCAUGAUGCUGCCCAGCCGCUGCAGCUUCGGCGCCCACCAGCGCAUGCACAAGAACCGCCCGCCCCACGUGUGCCCCGAGUGCGGCGGCAACUUCCUGCAGGCCAACUUCCAGACCCACCUGCGCGAGGCCUGCCUCCACUUCUCCCGCCGCAUCGGCUACCGCUGCCCGAGCUGCGCCGUGGUGUACGGAGGGGCCGGCUCCAUCAAGUCGCACAUCCAGACGGCCCACUGCGAGGUUUUCCACAAGUGCCCCGUCUGCCCCAUGGCCUUCAAGUCGGCCCCGAGCGCCCACGCCCACGUCUACACGCAGCACCCCGGCUUCAGCAACCAGCCGGCCAAGCUGAUCUACAAGUGCGCCAUGUGUGACACCGUCUUCACCCACAAGCCCCUGCUGUCGUCCCACUUCGACCAGCACCUGCUGCCCCAGCGCGUCAGCGUCUUCAAGUGCCCCUCCUGCCCCCUGCUCUUCGCCCAGAAACGCACCAUGACCGAGCACCUCAAGAACAGCCACCAGGCAUCGCAGGCGGGCGAGGAGGGCGCGGCCAAGGACGCGGGGGCCCUGCCCCUGCCGCCCCCGCCGCCGCCCAGGCCCGAGCCCGCGGAGCCGCCCGUCGUCACGCGCGCCGGGCCCUCCGACGAGUCGUCGUCCUCCUCGGAGGAGGAGGAAGAGGAGGAGGAGGAAGAGGAGGAGGAGGGGCCGCCCAGCUCCCCCGACCCGCCCCGGGCGGCCAAGCGGGCGCGGCGCGGAGCCGCCGGGCGGGGGGGGCGGCGCGGGCCGGGCGGGGGGGCGGGUGGGGGCGGCGGGGGCUGGACCUGCGGCCUCUGCCAGGCCUGGUUCCCCGAGCGCGACGAGUACGUGGCCCACAUGAAGAAGGAGCACGGCAAGGCGGUGAAGAAGUUCCCGUGCCGCCUGUGCGAGCGCUCCUUCUGCUCCGCCCCCAGCCUGCGGCGGCACGUCCGCGUCAACCACGAGGGCAUCAAGCGCGUCUACCCGUGCAGGUACUGCACCGAGGGCAAGCGCACGUUCAGCAGCCGCCUGAUCCUGGAGAAGCACGUGCGCGUGCGGCACGGCCUCCAGCCCGGCACCCCGCCCCGGCCCGCCCUGGCCCCGCGCCCCCGUCCCCGCCGCCGCCCAGGUAAGGGGGCCCGGGCGGGCGGGGGGGGGCGGCGGCGGCGCGGGCUGGCGUCCUCGGACUCGUGCGGCGAGGAGCCGGACAGCACCACGCCGCCCGACAAGCCCCCGCGCGGGCCCCUGCGCUGCCGCCGCUGCGGCCACGGAGCCCCCGGCCCCGCCGAGCUGCAGGCGCACGUGGCCCAGGCCCACGGCGGCGGCGGGGGCGGCGGCGGGGGUCCCGGGCCCCAACAGUGCACGGACUGCGGCCUCUGCUUCGCCUCCCCCGGCUCCCUCAGCCGCCACCGCUUCAUCAGCCACAAGAAGAAGCGGGCGGCCGGGGGUCCGCGCCCCGAGGAGCGGGGCCCGCCCUCGCCCCCGUCCCCGCCGCCGGGGUCCGGCCUGGCCUGCGAGGUCUGCGGCCAGAGCUGCGACAGCCCCCUGCGCCUCAAGACGCACUUCCGCACCCACGGCAUGGCCUUCAUCCGGGCGCGCCAGGGGGGCAGCGGCGACGGCUAGGCGCCGGCCCCGGGCCCCCCGUGGAAGCCCCCCUCGGACACGCCGCCGGCCCCCCGGCCCCCUACCCCACAGUGCCUUU